This is a messenger RNA of Salvelinus namaycush (lake trout), 3063 nucleotides long. RefSeq names its product aryl hydrocarbon receptor-like. NCBI's taxonomy places the organism in Eukaryota, Metazoa, Chordata, Actinopteri, Salmoniformes, Salmonidae. Gene Ontology annotation, cellular component: nucleus; aryl hydrocarbon receptor complex. Gene Ontology annotation, biological process: regulation of transcription by RNA polymerase II. Gene Ontology annotation, molecular function: nuclear receptor activity; protein dimerization activity; transcription cis-regulatory region binding. The record is from RefSeq and is a predicted model, not a curated record. The coding region runs from base 1 to 3063 and encodes 1020 amino acids. The transcript has 13 exons.
AUGUAUGCUGGACGGAAAAGAAGAAAACCGGUGCAAAGAGACAUCGAAGUGAAAGACCAAAAACAGAAACAGACAGCUCCAUCUGAAGGGACCAAGUCUAACCCAUCAAAGCGACACCGGGACCGUCUGAACUCUGAGUUGGACCGUCUGGCCAGUCUACUGCCCUUCCCAGAAGAGGUCACGUCCAGCUUGGAUAAACUCUCUAUCUUACGGCUCAGCGUGAGCUACCUGAGGACCAAGAAUUUCUUCUCAGUUGCCCUGAAGACCCACGCUUGCAAUGGGUUGAAGGCCAACGGUGGUAACCAUGACAACAGCAAGACAACAGGAUUGGUGGAUGGCUGGAUGCCCGAGGGUGAACUCCUAUUGCAGGCCCUUAAUGGUUUUGUCCUGGUCAUCACUGCAGAGGGGAUCAUAUUCUACUCCUCUCACACCAUUCAGGAUUACCUGGGAUUCCACCAAACGGACGUGAUGCACCAGAGUGUGUUUGAUCUGAUCCACACUGAGGACCAGCAGGAGUUUAGGAGGAACCUGCACUGGGCACUCAACCCACCGGCCGUGCCCCAGCAGGUGGAGUCACCCCCAGAUGGAAAACCAGUCCCCAGCUCGUCCCUGGUGACCUAUAACCCCGACCAGCUGCCUCCAGAGAACUCCUCCUUCCUGGAAAGGAACUUCGUCUGUCGCUUCCGCUGUCUCCUCGACAACUCCUCUGGCUUCCUGGCCCUGACCCUCCAGGGCCGUCUGAAGUUCCUGCAUGGCCAGAACUGCCGGCUGGAUGACGGCUGCAACGUGCCCCCCCAGCUGGCGCUGUUUGCCAUCGCUACCCCCCUCCAGCCUCCAUCCAUCCUGGAGAUCAGGACCAAGAACAUGAUCUUCAGGACCAAACACAAGCUGGACUUCACCCCCAUGGCCUGCGACGCCAAGGGGAAGAUCGUGCUGGGCUACACUGAGGCUGAGCUCCGGGUCCGAGGCUCUGGAUACCAGUUUAUCCAUGCAGCUGAUAUGCUCUACUGUGCUGAGAACCACGUCCGCAUGAUCAAGACAGGAGAGAGCGGGCUGACGGUGUUCAGACUGCUCACUAAGGAUAACCGCUGGAGGUGGGUCCAAGCCAACGCCAGACUGGUCUACAAGAACGGCAAGCCUGACUACAUCAUCGCCACCCAGAGGCCCCUGGUAGAGGAGGAGGGAGGAGAGCACCUGAGGAAGCGUUCCAUGCACCUCCCCUUCACCUUUGCCACGGGCGAGGCCCUUCUCUACCAGAGUAGCUACCCCAUCCACGGCCUCACCGACUCACUCCAGGCUAAAGGCAAGACCAAAUCCAAGAAGGGCAAGCUGGACAAGAACCCGUCGAAGGAUAACGGUGGACUGGACCCCAGCUCCCUGCUCGGGGCGCUGAUGAGGCAGGAUGAGUCCGUGUACGUGUGCCAACCAGCCGUCGAGCCCAAGAUGUCCUUCCACAGUAGUCUGUUUAGUGAGCGAGGUGAGGGGGAAGGGCAGAGCAGUGGAUGCUAUAGCGGUGGCCCUCUGGGUGGGGGUGUGGGAGAGAGCUGGAGCUCUGUGCCCAAUGGGGUCACCACCUCCACUGGCCCCAACGGAGAGCCUCCGUCCAGCUUCGACCCGCUGCUCGCCACCCUGGACUCACUAUCUCUGGAGGGGGACGAGACAUGCUCUAACAGCGAGCUGUUCUCUGCGCUGGAGAACAUGGGUCUGAACGCAGAGGAUCUGGAGCUACUGCUGCUGGAUGAGAGGAUGAUCAGAGUGGAGAUGGAUCCGGACUACAUCCCCUCGCUCAAUGACCUGCUCACCAAUAACGAGAUCCUGUCCUACAUCCACGACUCGCUGGAGAACAAGACCGAGGAGGGCCAGGGUGGGGACAGUCCCCUGUCCAUACCACAAACCUCAACCACAACCCAUCCCCCAGGCCCUAUCCUUAAUUCUGCCCUUAUCCUUAACCCUCAUACCCAAGCCACCCCGACUAUGCAUAUCUCUACCCUCCACCCCCAGGCUACUAACCCUCCUGCCCCCCAACCCAUAUUACCCCCUCACAGACUACCAAAACAGCCACCCAUAGUGCAGCUCUCCCAGCAGAUGCAGCAGCACCUCAACUUAGUCAAGCCCGUUCUGGCAAAAUACCCCUGGCCCCCGACACAAACGGACGUCCCCACGCCAAGCCAGCCAGACACACUGCAGCACACAAACUCACUAGCCGUGGUCCAUAAUGGUCACUGGCUUCCCCAGCAGCAGCAUAUGCUUGCGGGGCUGGACGACUACUGCCACAGCCUUCUCCCCCUGGUUAACGGUAAGACAUCCCAGCUGGGGCCUCACGGGGCCGGGCAGCUCAAACACCAGAACAACAUCCAUCUUCAGAGCCAGUGGCAGCAGCCGAACCAGCACCUACAGGCCCAGCUUCAGUCUCAGUGCCAUUUCAAACAGCAGAAGGCUAGUAGCAGCAGCAGUGAACCUCUCAACGGGGUGCACCCUGAUCCCGAUUGGCAGAGUCCCGGCUACGACGACCAGUUGGGACCGACAGCUAACAGGGCCUGCACCGUCUCCUACCCCAACGGGCACGCGGACACCCUCUCACACACUACAGAAGGAGAGGUCACUCACACGGAUUACGGUAUGGGUGAUUCGACUGCCAUGGUCAUGAACGGGGUUACGGUAGGGGGCAUAGGUCACUACCAGGGACAAGGAGGGGUGACUGCUAACCUCUUGGACCAUCUGGAGCGUCACAAACAAGAUUAUCCACAGGUCCCAUCCACCUAUUUCCCUCACCAGUACUCCACCACACAGAACUCCUUAGAUGACAUCCUGAGGCUAUCACAGCCUCAACACACCAUGCCUACUCUGGACACCUACGGCAUUUUGAAUAGCCCCGCUUCGCAAGAUGCCACUCACUGCAAGAUGGAGAACGGCUGCAUCCUCAGCGACACCAACGUGGCUUACACAGGGAGCUGUCUACUGCCCAAUGUGAACAGCCAGACAGCCAGCGACAGUCUUCAGCCCGACGCCCUACAGACCCUGCCCACCCUCCCAGACCCACAGACUACUGGCUUCUACCUCUGA